CUGCCCGUCAGCGAGAAGGCGGGUUUUUCCGGGUGCGGUGGUGCCGGUUUCGCUUAGUAGCUGAGCAGGCUUGAAUGGUCCUGAAUGGUGUGCUGUGCUCGCUAUGCUCUCUGUCCUGCUGCUGGAUGCUGUGGAACAUGCUCAGGCAAGCUCCGAAGUUGCUACAUGGAUGCAUUGACCUAUGAUGACGUGCAUGUGAACUUCACUCGAGAAGAAUGGGCUUUGCUGGAUCCUUCACAGAAGAGUCUCUACAAAGAUGUGAUGUUGGAGACCUACAGGAACCUCGAUGCUGUAGGCUACAAUUGGGAAGACCAAAAUACUGAAGAACAUUGUCAAAGUUCCAGAAGACAUGGAAGGCAUGAAAGAAGUCGUACUGGAGAGAAACCCUCUGAAAAUACUCAGUGUGGUAAAGCCUUUGCAUAUCACAGUUAUCCUCAAAGGCAUGAAAGAAUUCAUACCGGAGAGAAACCUUAUGAAGGUAUUCAGUAUGGUGAAGCCUUUGCACAACACAGUUAUCUCCAAAAGCAUAAAAUAAUACAUACUGGAGAGAAACCCUACAAAUGUAAUCAAUGUGGUAAAGCUUUUGCACACCAUCGUAAUCUUGGAAUGCAUAAAAUAAUACAUACUGGAAAGAGACCCUACAAAUGCAAUCAAUGUGGUAAAGCCUUUGCACGACACUGUCAUCUCAAUAUGCAUAUAAUAACACAUACUGGAGAGAAACCUUACAAAUGUGAUCAGUGUGGUAAAGCUUUUACAUCUCAUAGUGCUCUCCAAGUACAUAAGAGAACACAUACUGGAGAGAAACCCUACAAAUGUGAUCAAUGUGGUAAAGCCUUUGCACAUCAUUGUCAUCUCCAAGUACAUAAAAGAAUACAUACUGGAGAGAAACCUUACAAAUGUGAUCAAUGUGGUAAAGCCUUUGUAGGUCAGAAUGAUCUUAAAAGACAUGAAAGAAUUCAUACUGGAGAGAAACCUUACAAAUGUAAUGAAUGUGGUAAAGCCUUUACGUGUAACAGUAGUCUCCGAACACAUAAAGCCAUACAUACUGGAGUGAAACCUUAUGAAUGUAAGCAAUGUAGUAAAUCCUUUGCCUCUCACAGUCAACUUCAAAAACAUGAAAGAAUUCAUACUGGAGAGAAACCUUACAAAUGUAGUGAAUGUAGUAAAGCCUUUGUAGGUCAGAAUGAUCUUAAAAGACAUGAAAGAAUUCAUACUGGAGUGAAACCUUAUGAAUGUAAGCAAUGUAGUAAAUCCUUUGCCUCUCAUGGUCAACUUCAACAACAUAAAAGAAUUCAUACUGGAGAGAAACCUUACAAAUGUAAUCAAUGUGGUAAAGCCUUUGCAUAUCAAAGUUAUUUCCAAGUACAUAAAGCAACACAUACUGGAGAGAAACCCUACAAAUGCAAUCAAUGUGGUAAAGCCUUUGCCUCUCAUGUUCAACUUCAAAGACAUGAAAGAAUUCAUAAUGGAGAGAGACCUUACAAAUGUAAUGAAUGUGGUAAAGCCUUUGCACGACACUGUCAUCUCAAAAUGCAUAUAAUAACACAUACUGGAGAGAAACCUUACAAAUGUGAUCAAUGUAGUAAGACCUUUGCAUAUCAUAGAACUCUCCAAGUACAUAAAGUAACACAUACUGGAGAGAAACCCUACAAAUGUAAUCAAUGUGGUAAAGCCUUUGCACACAAUCACAAUCUUGGAAUGCAUAAAAUAAUACAUACUGGAAAGAAACCCUACAAAUGCAAUCAAUGUGGUAAAGCCUUUGUACGACACAGUCAUCUCAAAAUGCAUAAAAUAACACAUACUGGAGAGAAACCUUAUAAAUGUAAUCAAUGUGGUAAAGCCUUUCCAUAUCAAAGUACUCUCCGAGUACAUAAAAGAACACAUACUGGAGAGAAGCCCUAUGAAUGUAAUCAAUGUGGCAAAGCCUUUGCAUAUCAAAGUUACUUCCAAGUACAUAAAAGAAUACAUACUGGAGAGAAACCCUAUGAAUGUAAACAAUGUAGUAAAUCCUUUGCCUCUCAUGUUCAACUUCGAAAACAUGAAAGAAUUCAUACUGAAGAGAAACCUUACAAAUGUAGACAAAAUAGUAAAGCCUAUUCACAAUCAAGUCACCUCCAACUACAUAAAAGAACACAUACUAAAGAGUAAACUGGACUGAAGAGAUGGCUCAGCUGUUAAGAGUACCGACUGUUCUUCCAGAGGUCCUGAGUUCAAUUUCCAUCAACCACAUGGUGGCUCACAAACAUCUUUAAUAGGAUCCAAUGCCCUCUUCUGGUGUGUCUGAAGACAGCUACUGUGUACUCAUGCAUAAAAUAAGUCUUUUUUAAAAAGAAAGAAAAAAGUAACCCUAUGAAUAUAACCAAUAGGGUAAAGCCUUUACAGUGAUCUUGAAAGGUGUGGUGCUUUAAAUAUACUUGGCCCAUGGCACGUGGCAGUAUUAGGAAGUAUAGCCUUUCUGGAGUAGAUGUGGCAUGUCACUAUAGGGGUGGACUCUGAGAUUCUAUGCUUAAACUCCGCCCAGGGCAGAAGAAUCUUCUGGCUGCCUUCUGAUCAAGAUGUAGAACUCUGUCUCCUCCAGCACCAUGUCUGUUUGGACACUGCUGUUCUUUCUGCCUUGAUGAUAAUAGACUGAACCUCUGAAUCUGUGUACUACCCCCAAUUAAAUGUCCUUUAUAAGA
Molecule: messenger RNA, 2678 nt
Organism: Apodemus sylvaticus (European woodmouse)
Lineage: Eukaryota; Metazoa; Chordata; Mammalia; Rodentia; Muridae
Product: zinc finger protein 431-like
Exons: 4
Coding region: 85-2148 (687 amino acids)
Biological process (GO): regulation of transcription by RNA polymerase II
Cellular component (GO): nucleus
Molecular function (GO): RNA polymerase II cis-regulatory region sequence-specific DNA binding; DNA-binding transcription activator activity, RNA polymerase II-specific
Source: RefSeq, a predicted model, not a curated record